This is a messenger RNA of Nymphalis io (European peacock), 827 nucleotides long. RefSeq lists its product as uncharacterized. Bases 229 to 822 code for a protein of 197 amino acids. The transcript has 4 exons. The record is from RefSeq and is a predicted model, not a curated record. Lineage: Eukaryota; Metazoa; Arthropoda; Insecta; Lepidoptera; Nymphalidae. Gene Ontology annotation, molecular function: metal ion binding.
GCCAAGAGGUCGCGUUUUCUAAUUUCUACUUCAACGCCGUAACGCAAUUCAAGAAGUUUUCAAUGUUUCAUGUUGUGUUAUAAUAUAUUCUAACAAUGACUUUAUGCUAACUUUUAUUAAAUAAGAACUUUGCCAAAUACUGAACCGCACAAAACACGUUUUCAUUUAAUAGAAUAAAGCGUUGAAUGUUUCUUAAUUUAUAUUUACUAGUUUUAACUUGAUAUCGAAAUGAAUGCUUUGCUAGAUUACGGUUCAUCAUCGAGCAGUACCGAAGAAGAAGACAGCAGCGAUGAAGAAAAAACAAAAGUAGUAGAUCGGAAAGAUGACGAAAAGCCAAAAUUACCGAAACCAACUCUCGGUGAAAAUACCCUUCACACCUCGGUUUUUUCAAAUCCCUUUGUUGCGGAAGAACGUGCUAAAGCUGCUAUACUGGAAAAGCAUGUUAAAAUGGUUUCAGGUAAAGACAAUACUCAAAUGAUCAAUGGCAAGAAAAUAUGCUGGAACUACAGAAAAGGCCGUUGUCGGUUCGGACAUAACUGUAAAUAUGCUCACGAUUCAGACAUACAGAAGACUAAUGAAGAGUUAGAGGCUGAAAAGCAGAAAUUAAAAACGGUUGUGUGUGAAGGAGCAGGCACAAUGACAUCAGCACCUCCACCUCAAGUUGAACUUGAAGCCUCUACAGCAACAGACGAUGAUGUUUGGGAAACUAAAGCAAGUAAAAAGAAAAAAAGACCUGGACUAUCUCAAGGAAUAGUGCCUGGACAGAAAGUUAUUAAAAUGUACAAGGAGCAGAAAAUCAAAGAUAGCACCAAUAAAUGUUAAAUUGA